Sus scrofa (pig) is the source of this 1115-nucleotide messenger RNA. The record is from RefSeq and is a predicted model, not a curated record. Lineage: Eukaryota; Metazoa; Chordata; Mammalia; Artiodactyla; Suidae.
GAGGGGCUCUUCCCACAGAAUGACAGAGGUGGCAGGCAGGUCCAGCAGCCCAUCUACUCUUGGUACAAAGUCUAGGGGAAGAUAAUCACAGCACUGUGGCGGGGGAAGUGGGGGGAGAGAAGGGCGUGGACGGCUUCCCUUUGUUCAGCUGGGCCACUGCCCACUUGGCAGAUAGGACCUGUGGGAGCUCCCCCCCCACCCCGUUCCACCCUCAUAAAAGAACCCCAGAGCCCUGCCCUGGGCCAUUGUUGAGGCCACAGCAGCAUCAUGGCAGACCGCUCCGGGCACCUGGCAGCCCUGAUCCUCCUCGGAGCAGCUGUAUGUGUGGCACAGCCCCGUGGCCGGAUCCUGGGUGGCCAGGAGGCCAAGUCCCACGAGAGACCCUACAUGGCAUCGGUGCAGGUGAACGGCAAGCACGUGUGCGGAGGCUUCCUGGUGUCUGAGCAGUGGGUGCUGAGUGCAGCACACUGCCUGGAGGACGUGGCCGAGGGGAAGCUGCAGGUUCUCCUGGGUGCGCACUCCCUGUCACAGCCCGAGCCCUCGAAGCGCCUGUACGACGUGCUCCGCGCCGUGCCCCACCCAGACAGCCAGCCUGACACCAUCGACCAUGAUCUCCUCCUGCUGAAGCUCUCCGAGAAGGCCGAGCUGGGCCCUGCCGUGCAGCCCCUUGCCUGGCAACGAGAGGACCACGAGGUUCCGGCAGGCACGCUCUGCGACGUGGCCGGCUGGGGAGUGGUCAGUCACACUGGCCGCCGGCCCGACCGUCUGCAGCACCUGCUCCUACCGGUGCUGGACCGCACCACCUGCAACCUGCGCACAUACCACGAUGGCACCAUCACCGAGCGCAUGAUGUGCGCGGAGAGCAACCGUCGGGACAGCUGCAAGGGCGACUCCGGAGGCCCGCUGGUGUGCGGGGGUGUGGCCGAGGGAGUGGUUACCUCAGGCUCCCGAGUCUGCGGCAACCGCAAGAAACCCGGCAUCUACACGCGCUUGGCGAGCUACGUGGCCUGGAUCGACGGAGUGAUGGCUGACAGCGCAGCCGCCUAAGGAGGACCUAAGGGACAGGGCGGUGGUCACCAGGCUUAGCAAUAAAGUCAUCCAUUCCUGCAUCUGAA